AUGACUUCUACAAUAUUUGCUUUACAGAUUCAGAAUCCAGGUGAAGAUCUGAACACUAUAUAUGUUACAGAGGCAUAUGUGAGGGGUGAUGAGCAGAGUACAGAGGACAUUCCUACAGACAACUGCCCAGAUGACUAUAUCAUGAGCUCAAAGGGACUUCCGAUACCUAAAGAUUUAAAAGAAAAUGAUCAUGCUCUGGUACAAGAUGCUUAUGAAGUAUAUGUCAUUUUCCCAGAUACACCCUCAGCCUUGCAAUGCAACAGUCAAUCAUCUGAUCUUUUUCAACAAGUCCUGCCUUUUGAUUCAUCACAGACUGUUAAGCAAAUUAAAGGACAUAGAAGAGGUGAACAUCCAACAACUCCCACAGGGGAGAAGCCAUUUUCAUGUUUAGAAUGCGGGAAACGGUUUACGAAAAAAUCUAUUCUUACUACACAUAAGAGAAUUCACACAGGGGAGAAACCAUUUUCAUGCUCAGAAUGUGGGAAAUGCUAUAGGAUGAAAUCAAGUCUUACUAUACACCAAAGAGCUCACACAGGAGAGAAGCUAUUUUCGUGUUUAGAAUGUGGGAAACCGUUGGCCAACAAAUCAAAUCUUAUUACACAUAAUAGAAUUCACACAGGGGAAAAACCGUUUUCAUGUUUAGAAUGUGAAAAAUGUUUUAUCCAGAAAUCAGAUCUUGUUAAACAUCAGAGAAGUCACACGGGGGAGAAGCCAUUUUCAUGUGCAGAAUGUGGGAAAUGUUUUAGCGAUAAAUCAAGUUUUAUUUCACAUAAGAAAAUUCACACAGGGGAGAAACCAUAUUCAUGUUUAGAAUGUGGGAAACAGUUUACCAAGAAAUCAAGUCUUAUUACACAUAAGAGAAUUCACACAGGGGAAAAACCAUUUUCAUGUUUAGAAUGUGAAAAAAGUUUUAGUCAGAAAUCAGAUCUUGUUAAACAUCAGAGAGGUCACACGGGGGAGAAGCCAUUUUCAUGUGCAGAAUGUGGGAAAUGUUUUAGCGAUAAAUCAAGUUUUAUUUCACAUAAGAAAAUUCACACAGGGGAGAAGUCAUUUUCAUGUUUAGAAUGCGGGAAAUGGUUUAGGAAAAAAUCAAAUCUUAUUAUACAUGAUAGAAUUCACACAGGGGAAAAACCAUUUUCAUGUUUAGAAUGUGAAAAAAGUUUUAGUCAGAAAUCAGAUCUUGUUAAACAUCAGAGAAGUCACACGGGGGAGAAACCAUUUUCAUGUGCAGAAUGUGGGAAAUGUUUUAGCGAUAAAUCAAGUUUUAUUUCACAUAAAAAAAUUCACACAGGGGAGAAGUCAUUUUCAUGUUCAGAAUGUGGGAAAUGGUUUAGGAAAAAAUCAAGUCUUAUUAUACAUGAUAGAAUUCACACAGGGGAGAAACCAUAUUCGUGUUCAGAAUGUGGAAAAUGUUUUAGUCAGAAAUCAGAUCUUGUUAAACAUCAGAGAAGUCACACGGGGGAGAAACCAUUUUCAUGUGCAGAAUGUGGGAAAUGUUUUAGCGAUAAAUCAAGUUUUAUUUCACAUAAAAAAAUUCACACAGGGGAGAAGUCAUUUUCAUGUUCAGAAUGUGGGAAAUGGUUUAGGAAAAAAUCAAGUCUUAUUAUACAUGAUAGAAUUCACACAGGGGAGAAACCAUAUUCGUGUUCAGAAUGUGGAAAAUGUUUUAGUCAGAAAUCAGAUCUUGUUAAACAUCAGAGAAAUCACACGGGGGAGAAACCAUUUUCAUGUUCAGAAUGUGGAAAAUGUUUUAUCCAGAAAUCAAAUCUUGUUAAACAUCAGAGAAAUCACACGGGGGAGAAACCAUUUUCAUGUGGAGAAUGUGGAAAAUAUUUUAGCAAUAAAUCAAGGCUUAUUAUGCAUGAGAAAAUUCACACAGGGGAGAAACCAUUUUCAUGUUCAGAAUGUGGAAAAUGUUUUAUCCAGAAAUCAGAUCUUGUUAAACAUCAGCGAAUUCACACAGGGGAGAAACCAUUUUCAUGUUCAGAAUGUGGAAAAUGUUUUAUCCAGAAAUCAAAUCUUGUUAAGCAUCAGAGAAUCCAUACAGGGAAGAAGCCAUUUUCAUAUUCAGACUUGGAAAAGUUGUAGCCUUAAACCAGAACUUGUUAUACAUCAGAGAACUCACACAGCGGAGAAGCCAUAUUUAUGUUCAGAAUAUGGCAAAUGUUUUAUUCAGAAAUCAGAUCUUAACAUCAGAGAAUUCACACUGGGGAGAAGCCAUAAAAAUGUAGGAUA
Molecule: messenger RNA, 2235 nt
Organism: Bufo bufo (common toad)
Lineage: Eukaryota; Metazoa; Chordata; Amphibia; Anura; Bufonidae
Product: zinc finger protein 260-like
Exons: 2
Coding region: 1-2088 (695 amino acids)
Biological process (GO): regulation of transcription by RNA polymerase II
Molecular function (GO): RNA polymerase II cis-regulatory region sequence-specific DNA binding; DNA-binding transcription factor activity
Source: RefSeq, a predicted model, not a curated record